Messenger RNA from Naegleria gruberi, 1857 nucleotides. RefSeq lists its product as uncharacterized. The record is from RefSeq and is a predicted model, not a curated record. Gene Ontology annotation, biological process: fatty acid metabolic process. The transcript has a single exon. Bases 1 to 1857 code for a protein of 618 amino acids. Gene Ontology annotation, molecular function: medium-chain fatty acid-CoA ligase activity. Lineage: Eukaryota; Heterolobosea; Eutetramitea; Acrasida; Naegleriidae.
AUGUCGAUUUUAACAUGGUUCAGAAAACAGUUCCUCUUGUUGCUGAUGAGUAGGUUUUCAAUACCGAGGGAUGUGUUUCGAUUUGCAUACAAACGAUAUGCCAACGAUAAGUAUGCUCUCAUUUCUCCUUCGAUAAAACCACUCACCUAUUCGGAACUGAAGGAAAGAAUGUUGACCUUAUUGACAGUUCUCACAAAUAAAGCAUCAUUGAGAAAGGGUGAUUAUCUAUUUACCUUGCUGCCAGAAGGUUCAGAGUACAUCCUGGCCAUGUUAGCAUGCUUUGAGAGUGGAAUUAUUCUAGUGAAUAUUCCUAGAAAUGCAGGCAAGGAAUUACUCUUGCAUGUGAUGGAUAAGGUUGAAAUUAGAGAGGACAGGAAUUAUUGUUUCCUAUAUGAUAGACGUGCUGGUGAAGAAUCUUCUCAACUACUCAAAGAAAUAGUUCCACAGAUUAGUUUGUUAUCAUUUGAUGUUAUUGAUGAAGAGUUUAACAAUAUUGUUACAAAUUCCAAAAAAUCAAAAUCUGACUUUUAUCAAUAUUCAUCCAAUGUGAUCAAUCCUGAUGAUUGGUACAGUUUGGGCUUUACUAGUGGUACUACUUCAGUUCCUAAAUGUCUUAGUGCUAAUCAUGGUCUAUUCAUCCUCAGUCUUACACUUACUAUUAGAAAUGUAGAGCUUGGACCAGUGAGUUUUUCCUCUCCUCCAAUUGACAAGUCAAAAUUAGAUCCAAGCAUUGAUCCUGAGAAAAUUAAUGAAGUUUCUCUUGUUGGUAUUCCUACUAAUGGUGCUGGAAGUGGCAUGGUUAUCCCUACUCUGAUAUCGGGAGGAGCUCUCCUUAUUCCAUCUGAAUUUACAGCUGAAGAAUUUUUAAAGUUGAUUCCCAAGUACAAAGUUACUAGACUAUUCACAACUCCUAGCUUGUUGAUAGAUUUGUUGGAUUCACCAAAUAUUGACAAGGUCGAUCUUUCUUCCCUCACCAAUAUUAUUUAUGGAACUGAAUUAAUGCCGGUAGGAAAAUUAGAAGAGGCCCUUGCUCGUUUUGGUCCAAUUCUUCAACAAGGAUAUGGCUCUGCUGAAGUUCUUCCACCAGUUUCCAUGCUUUCCACAACAAAUCACCUUUUAGAGAGCAAUACUAUAGACGAGAAUGGAAAAUACAGAUGGGCUCCUCGCUCAGUGUUGAGUUCUGUUGGUAUUGUUGUUCCUCAGGUUCAAGUUGUUAUUGCUGAUGAUGAUGAUAAGGUUUUGGAGUGGACAGACAAGAGCAAACCUCCUCCAAUAGGUAACAUUCUCGUCAAGAGUCCUACACAAUUCAAGGGAUACAUUAAGAAUCAGGAAAUGACGGAAAAGACACUCAAAGGAGGAUGGCUUCACAUUGGAGAUGUUGGCUACUUGAGAGAGGGUCGAUUGUACGUCUUGGGAAGAAGGGCUGAUGUUAUUGAGAGAAGGAUUAAUAGUUCUGCAUCUUCAAUCUCUACAAAUAACAAUCAUGAUGAUAAUGAUGAUACUACCAAGACAACAUCUUCCACUACUCAUACUACCUACCCAAGACUUGUCGAGGAAAUUAUUCAUGAUCAUCCAGCCAUCAAGGAAACAGCCUACGUUCAAGUGAGUGAAGAGAAGGCUGUUAUGGCCAUAUCGUUGCGUCAUGGAAGAAAGGCUGAUAUUGUUAAUGAUGAGGAAAAGAAGAAGGCCCUAUGUGAAGAAUUAAUGUUAUUCCUCACAGAGAAGAAGGUCCCACAGGAAGAUUUACCAAAUUCUAUUCACAUAUUUGAUGGUGAUUUACCUCGCUCUCAAUUAGCUAAAGUACUCAAGAGAGAAGUUAGGGUUUACCUACAACAAUCAUCCUCAGUAACAAAAUAA